ACAUGCCGUCUUUGUCAGAUCCAUACACCAUCACGACUCUCCCACGGGUUGCGGACUUGCACUCCUCAGAACGAGCUGUCAUCUGUGAGACAGCCGACCCCCAGGCACACACAUUAGACAUUGGCCUCAGCGGCUCUAUCAUCGGAAGCUACAUCACGCGCCCGUCUCCUAAGCUUGUGUGGUCGUACGCUUUGUCUCCCAACACUGUUGUAAACGCGCUUGCGUCGCAUUCCGCUGGACGCAAGAUAUUUGCGGUCGGUUUGACAGAGAGAAAGAAGCACACGCUCAAGUUCAUCGCCCAGCAAGAGGAGGAUGCCAGCAUGGUCAAUAUCGAAACUGCUAGCCGCGUGGUGGGGAUUCAGUUCUCAGCAGAUGGGAAACUAGCCUACACGGUCUUGGUUAGCGGUGAGGUAAGCGCUUACGACAUGACCGGGACCGCCGUGUGGACUUUGGCCGCGCAGAACCGCGUGGUGUACCACAAGUUCGUUGAAGAUUCGGGCUUAUUAAUCGUUGAGGUGGUCGGUCAAAAGUUGCAAGCACGCUUGGUAGCAUUGGCCAGCGGUGCGGAGGUCAGUUCGCAUGUCAUUGAGGCGAAGUACACCGAGUCUCUCUUCGCAUACAGUGCGGGAAACCUCUUCCGCUACAGUAAACAAACUCUCACCACAUACAGUCUCCCGUCGUACCAACAGACGCAUAUAGUGUCAUUAAAGGGUAAGAUCAGUGCUGAGUUCACAAACGUAGCGUUGCUCGCGCCAGCGCCAAAUCGCGUGCUCAUUUCUGACAAAACGUCUGUCUUCUUGCUCAACAACAAGUUCGACGCGGUGUUAGCGACACUUGCACUCAAGAGCGACGUGCGUUUAAUGAGCUGUUGCGCUGUUGCCGGUGCGUCGCUCAAGACCAGUGCGACCCACGCCAUUGGGACCAUUGCCAAACGCGAUACCGCCUACGUCGUCAUGAUCCCUGUGGAUGUCGGGUUGGGGAAUCUCAGUGAAUCCUUGGGCAAGGGUCUUCAUACUGGUGGUCAGGUCAUUUCUGGCGUUCCUGCGUUGGUGGGCGGCCCUAAGUUUGACCUUGCAAAGAGUGCAAAGGUGCAAGCGACCGAAGCGAAGGAGAUCAUUUCCGAGUUAAAGAAGCUCGACGUCGCAACCUGGGAAGCGGUCGUUCCGUACUUGAAAGGUGCCGUCUGGGCAAAGAGCCAAGCCCCAGAACUUUCCGUGUUUGAGGCCGAGAAGGACCGCAUCGUGGACGCCAACCUCAUCCUCCAGAUCGUAACUAUGAUCUUUGGCCCGGCUUCCAACAUGAAGUUGAGUCGCACUUUCGUUCCGGAAAGCACCAUAAUUUACCUCUUGACCCAUCCGUUGUUCCCUGUGUCCUACACCGCCGGCUUGUUGGGCGCGUUGGCGGCCCAUCCACGCUUGUUGAGACAAGCGCUUGUCACGUGCCCAAACUUGACUUGUGCAGAGAUUACCUCCCAGUUGGCCAACGACAACGACGAGCUUUUUGGCGAUGCUGCAACGCGUUUGCAGGAAGAGUUCUCUCCUGUCCAGAUCACCGCUGCAGCUGUUUCCCUCCCCAACUUGGAGGGAAUUGUGCAGCGCGCGCAAACGCUCAAUGCGUGGGGCAUCAUGCCGUCGCUCAUCGAUGCUGGUGGGCUUUUCGGCUGGUCAACCGAAUUGAUUGACAGUUUGUUAGCGGAUGUCGACGCUCAGGUCAGAUCCUUGGCAGAGAGCUCACAGAACUUGACCUUGGUCAACCAGGCAUUGGUGCUCACCACGCCAGUCAAGAAGAAGAAGAAGGGUACCAACGGCAGUUUGGUCAACGUUGCUGAGGAAAGACAGCAAGAGCAGUUGGAGUCAAUCUUGACGUUGAACGACACCACCAGGCUUGUAGGCGAUACCCGCAGGGUUCCGUUGUACUCCGUGGAGAAGUUGUCGCUUUAGAGAGAGGCAUGUAUUAUAUCAAAAUUUCAUUAUAAGUAGUGUAGUGCGGUGGGUCGGCUUGACAUAGUGACUGGUAUAAUUAACAAGUCAACUGUAAUAAGAAUUACACACGAGCAUAAGUGAAAAAGCGUAUAAUUAGUGAAUUCGAA
This is a messenger RNA of Babjeviella inositovora NRRL Y-12698, 2089 nucleotides long. It is a transcript of the gene UTP8, whose product is annotated as Utp8p. The record is from RefSeq and is a predicted model, not a curated record. The transcript has a single exon. The annotation marks the transcript as partial. Lineage: Eukaryota; Fungi; Ascomycota; Pichiomycetes; Serinales.